Anoplopoma fimbria (sablefish) is the source of this 906-nucleotide messenger RNA. Its product is annotated as OCIA domain-containing protein 2-like. The record is from RefSeq and is a predicted model, not a curated record. The transcript is spliced from 7 exons. Bases 78 to 548 code for a protein of 156 amino acids. Gene Ontology annotation, cellular component: mitochondrial inner membrane. Lineage: Eukaryota; Metazoa; Chordata; Actinopteri; Perciformes; Anoplopomatidae.
AGCUGCAGAGAGUUGCACACUUCUGGUUAUAGGAACCUGGUUAUAGGAAAUAAAAAGAAUCUGAAUCUUUUUGCAUCAUGAGUUCUGAAACAGCCGGAGAAACUAUCACGGUGAAGACGGGCGAUGCUGCAGGAACAGCUGGUCCGGAUAAAGGGGGAUGGAAGUGUCCCAUGGGGGACCACCACGUCCACAGAGAUGAUCUGAGGAAGGUGUGGAAAGAAUGCCACGAGGAAAGCUUCUGGUAUAGAGCUCUUCCCUUCUCUCUGGGCAGCAUGGCCGUCACUGGAGGACUCAUCUACAAAGGCAUUUGGAAUUCAUCAAAGAGAUUUGGUCCAUUUCCAAAGCUAGCAGUUGCUGGGAUCCUCGGUUAUGCCUUGGGGAAAGCAUCUUAUGUUGGAACUUGUCGGAGCAAGUUUCAGGCGAUUGGCCUUGAGGGUCGACCAGGAUUUGGUCCCUGGUCUCGUCCUGGACACAGGUCCUGCCACCAUGUGUGUGAAGAAUGUAAGAAAAAAGCUCCAGCUGCUUCUGCAGAACAACUGAAAGGUUAAAGCCUCAUCAGAAACACUGAAGGAUCGACUGUCAGCGUGGAAACAUCAGCUGCAGCUUUUCUGUGUCUUUAACACCAUAAAUAAUGCCUAUAAUUUGUCCAAAGUAUAUUUUGAUAUAUUGCACAUUAGUUAUUCAGGAGAAACCAUGCACUAAAAUGUCCACUAGGGUGAGCUCCUCUCCUUUCAGUCAGAGAUACUCUGUCAUGUAUUUACAGUUUCAUCUGUAUUAUUUAAUCUGCAGGAGUACAAAGUCUUUUGUAUGGAGUGCAACAGAGAAAUUAAGCACAUGUAGCUUGGUUUCAUUAUCAGCUUCAAUAUACUUUUGUAACAACGACACAAAAUAAAAAUAAAAUAUUUU